Brachypodium distachyon (stiff brome) is the source of this 1958-nucleotide messenger RNA. Its product is annotated as 7-deoxyloganetic acid glucosyltransferase. Bases 206 to 1693 code for a protein of 495 amino acids. Gene Ontology annotation, molecular function: UDP-glycosyltransferase activity. The record is from RefSeq and is a predicted model, not a curated record. The transcript has a single exon. Lineage: Eukaryota; Viridiplantae; Streptophyta; Magnoliopsida; Poales; Poaceae.
UCUUUCUCCUCCACGUACGUAAUUGCUGACGUGCGCUGCCGCGCCUGCACAUUUCUUUUCUAUGUAUAGGAACAUGAGGCGUUGAAGGCGACAAGAAGAAGGACCCGGCCGGCCAGCUGCGUACGUAGUGCACGGAUUGUUGCGCAGGCGAAUCGGGGCGUACGUCGUAGGCAGGCGUGCAAGCCACGAACGUACGUCGACGACAAUGGCGGCGGCGCACGUGCUGGUGUUCCCGUGCCCGGCGCAGGGCCACAUCAACUGCAUGCUCCAGUUCACCGCGGGCCUCCUCGCCGCCGGCCUCCACGUCACCUUCCUCCACAGCGACCACAACCUCCGCCGGCUACGCCACGCCAACAACAACAACAACAACGAGUCUACUGCCGCUGCUAAUUCUUCCCCGAGGCUCCGGUUCAUGUCCGUGCCUGACGGCCUCCCCGACGACCACCCGCGCUCGGCGGGCAACCUCGUCGAGUUCAUGGAAUCCAUGUUCGCCAAGACCAGCGUCGCGUACCGCGCUCUCCUAUCCUCCUUGCGCGCGCCGGCGCCUCCACUCGACGCCAACGACGACGGCUUAUUAUUCCCUCCCGUGACCUGCGUGGUGGCCGACGGGAUGCUGCCGUUCGCGAUCACCGUCUCCGAGGAGCUCGGCGUCCCGGCGCUGGCCUUCCGCACGGCCAGCGCCUGCAGCUUCCUGGCCUACCUCUCCGUCCCCGACCUCGUGGCCCUCGGCGAGGUUCCCGUCCCGGAAUCCGCCGACCUCGACGCGCCGGUCCGCGGCGUGCCAGGGAUGGAAGCCUUCCUCCGGCUCCGAGACCUGCCGAGCUUCUGCCGCGGCAGAAGCGACCCGGCAGGCACGGCAGACGGGCUCGACCCCAUGCUGCGGAUCCUCGUCGACUCCGUCCCGCAGAGCCGUAACGCGCGGGCGUUCAUCCUCAACACCUCCGCCUCUCUGGAGCGGGACGCGCUCUCCCACAUCGCGCCGCACAUGCGGGACCUCUUCGCCGUCGGCCCGCUCCACGCCAUGUUCCAGGCGCCGGGGGCCGGCGGCGCGCUGUGGCGCGAGGACGACGCGUGCAUGCGCUGGCUCGACGCGCAGGCGGACGGCACCGUGGUCUACGUCAGCCUGGGCAGCCUGGCGGUGAUCUCGCUGGAGCAGUUCACGGAGUUCCUCUCCGGGCUCGUCAACGCCGGCCACCCUUUCCUGUGGGUGCUCCGGCCCGACAUGGUGGACGCGAGCCAGAACGCCGUGCUCCAGGACGCCGUGAAGCAGAGCAAAGGGUGUGUGGUGGAGUGGGCGCCGCAGCGGGACGUGCUCAGGCACCGGGCCGUGGGGUGCUUCCUGACGCACGCCGGGUGGAACUCCACGCUGGAGUGCGUGGUCGAGGGCGUGCCCACGGUGUGCUGGCCCUUCUUCGCCGACCAGCAGACCAACAGCCGGUUCAUGGGCGCCGUGUGGGGGACGGGGCUGGACAUGAAGGACGUGUGCGAGAGGGCCGUCGUGGAGAGGAUGGUGAGGGAGGCGGUGGAGUCCGGCGAACUGAGGAGGUCGGCUCAGGAGCUGGCGAGGGAGGUGAGGCGGGACAUCGCUGAAGGGGGCUCGUCGGCGACGGAGUUCAGACGGCUGGUUGAGUUCAUCAUUGAGCUCAGCGUCGGCGUCAGCACGCUGGAGACCACAGAGUCCGAAAACGAAUAGCCACAGACUGAGGAUUCGCUGCGCUGUCGUUCGUGGUGGCUUUGGCUCACCAAUCGGGCAGUGUACUGUACUCAAUUGUCGUCCCAAGAGGCUGAGGAUUCGCUGCGUUGUCGUUCUCGCUGGCUUGGCUGACCAAUCCGGGCAGUGUAUCAAUUAUCGGCCCAGUUUCCAGUUCAUCACGUCCAACUUCCAACCAUAUUCGUCUCUUACUUGUCGGAAAAUAAACUAUGGUGUCGCUUGGAUGAAGAAAGGAAAGUUUGCUCAA